AUGACUGAGCACCAAGCCCCGGGGGCAGUGCAUCAUCAAGGAGGCCCCAUUGAUACUGAGGAACAGGCAUUAGAGAGAUUCUUGAAGUUUGGACCUCCUAAGUUCUAUGGAGGCCCAGAACCUAAGGUAGCAGAAGGUUGGUGGAAGAGGAUCUCUGACAUUUUUGCAGCUUUAAAUUAUACGGAGGAGAGACAAGUGACUUUUGCAGCAUUCCAGUUUGAGGGAGCUACUCGUUCCUGGUGGAACCUAAUUAAGGUCAAUUGGGAUAGGAACCAUAUUCCUAGGACCUGGACGAACUUCACUCGGGAGUUCAACGCCAAGUUUUUACCCCCUCUCAUCCAAGAGAAAAUAGAGGAUGAUUUUAUCAAGUGUAGGCAGGGGGCGGUGAGUGUCGCCGAAUAUGAGAUCCAAUUCAUGAAAUUGUCCCGUUUUGCUCCUGAAUUGGUAGCCACGGAACAAAGGCGUGUAAGGAGGUUUAUGCAGGGACUAAACGUGAAAAUCCAGGAGGGAUUAGCUGCUGUUCAGAUAGACACGUUUGCUGAUGAUGUUGAGAGAGCUUAG
Molecule: messenger RNA, 561 nt
Organism: Coffea arabica (coffee)
Lineage: Eukaryota; Viridiplantae; Streptophyta; Magnoliopsida; Gentianales; Rubiaceae
Source: RefSeq, a predicted model, not a curated record